AUGGAGCCAUGGCUAUACGCUGUAAUCUGCACUCCCGUUUGCAUCACAGCCAUUAUUUGCAACAUCCUCUUCUUUUUUUGCCUCAUGCGACCAGUUACUGGAGUGACACUUCGUUACCCACUGCGGCUCUUGUUUAUUGUUUUGUUAUGCAAUUCAACAUUUCAACAACUUGUCAUUGCGGUGACCAUUGUUAUUGCUUAUGUUCCGCCACCUUUUUGGCUUCAAACCAUAACUAGAGCUUUGAUUUAUGCAACCUUUUGUGGCAACUUUUCAUGCAACGCUUGGAUCAGCAUUUUCUACUACAUGUCAAUUGUUCCACAGCAUCUCCCCAUCUUAGUCUGUAUUAAGAAGAAUAUCAGAGUUGUACUGUAUGCCGGCUUCACUCUGAAUCAGGUAAUACUCCUAUUUUCUGUGUCUAUGGGAGCAAUCACAUUUUUGUUGACUGAGACUCCCAUGAUCAAUUCAACCAUAAAUAAACUAAACACAACAACAGCAGCAACAGUCAAGGAAAAAGAACAUUUUUUAUUUCUGGUGUCCAAUGCUUUGUAUUUGUUAUAUUGCACCUGUCCAAUGGUCACAUUAUCAAUCUCUUGGGGCAAAACCUUUGUUUAUCUACGUGGACAUAUGAAAGCAAUGGGACAGAGCUGUGAAUCAUUCUCCCAACCCCAACGGAAGAGCCAAAUUAGGGUCACUGUAACAGGCAUGGUACAGGCUGCCCUGUUCCUGCCCAGCACCAUAUGGACUGUAGCAGUUGCUCUGCUCUACAUCUCAAACCUUUUUGAAACUGUUGAUCCCAGCAGAUACAUCACAAUGGCAUUCUCCUCUGUGUCUGGCUUGGGAAAUGUACUGUGUUUUGGAUUCUCUCAGUCUGUGUUUCGGAAAGGAAUUGCCAGUCUGUUUAAAAAAAGUAAAGCAGACUCUUGA
This is a messenger RNA of Myxocyprinus asiaticus (Chinese sucker), 924 nucleotides long. RefSeq lists its product as uncharacterized. The record is from RefSeq and is a predicted model, not a curated record. Lineage: Eukaryota; Metazoa; Chordata; Actinopteri; Cypriniformes; Catostomidae. The transcript has a single exon. The coding region runs from base 1 to 924 and encodes 307 amino acids.